AUGGUAGUAUCAAAGAUCAUCUAUGCUUUAGUAGUCGCAUUUGGUUCAUGUACAUGGAUAGGCACGAAUUCAGUAUGGAUGCAGCUGUCAAUGUUUACUUCCGAGUUACCUGAAGGAUGGAAUUUACCCAGUUAUCUUUCUGUCGUUGUGCAGAUUGCCUGCAUUGGUCCACUUAUAUACACGAUAGUACACAAAGGAUGCAAAACCGUCGAGAUACCUCAUACUCGUCUUAUUUUCAUAUUUCUAGUGAUGGCAUGUAUCUGCCAAUUAGGAUUGGUAUUUCUUUGGAAAGAGACGGUUGCAAUCGGAUCUCAGCGCUAUUCUCUGGGACUUUAUUUGCUUCUGUUCGGUUUGGCUGUCGUCGAUGCCAUGUCUAAUGUCUUGUUUAUGCCUUUUAUGGCGAAGUUUCAUCCGGCCUAUCUAAAUGCUUAUUUCGUUGGAAUGGGUUUUUCGUCGCUGAUUCCAAGCAUUCUAUCCCUUAUACAAGGAUCGUCGAGCUAUACUUGCGAAGGCGACGUGCCGCAUUACACACCUCCACGAUUCAGUGCAGCCGUCUUCUUCCUCAUCAUCUUCUUCUCUACUUGCAACUCGGCUGUCGCCUUUCUCAUCCUCUACUUGAAAGCAGUCAAACAACCUAGCCCUAGUGAGCAGAGCAUUUCUGAAAAUAACACCGAAGUGACGGAAACUGAGAUAACUAGCGAGGAAGAGAUUAAGCAUGAAGGACUAGCGCUUCCGGGACGUUCCUACUUAUUUAUUCUGCUUACGGUUUCACUAGUGAAUGCUCAAAUGAAUGGCAUUAUCCCCAGCAUCUCCAGCUUUUGUGCCCUACCAUAUUCCCAGGCAACAUACCACUACAGUAUUGCUCUGUCGAAUGUCAUGAUGCCUUUAGCCUCAUUCCUGUCAUUUUUCCUGAUCGUCAGAAAACUUCCUUAUCUGGGAUUACUUUCGGCAAUGUCGACGUGCACAACAAUAUUCUUGAUAUAUUUGGCGGCUUUGAGUCCAGCGAUGAUUUUCAACUCGAGGUCCAUAGGUGCAGCACUUUCUAUAUUGGCAUCGAUGAUCGCGGCUGGAUUACACUCAUACUUGCGGGUGGCAUUUGCCUCGCGCCUCCGAGAAUGCGAUCAAAGUGAAUCGCGAUUAUUUUGGUGUGGAGUUUUCACACAGGUGAACUGCUUACCUGUUUAA
Molecule: messenger RNA, 1185 nt
Organism: Haemonchus placei
Lineage: Eukaryota; Metazoa; Nematoda; Chromadorea; Rhabditida; Trichostrongylidae
Source: the annotation of a GenBank genome assembly